ACAUUUGAACGGAUUUGGUCAAUUCUAACACACGAUGCUACUGAAGAUUUUUAUACUGAGAGAAUGCCAUAUGUGGAAACAACGCGAGAAAGACUUUGUUGUUACGUGUGAAAGAAUUUCGUAGCAUCAUCCAGACUCUAUACUUAAUGCUGUUACCAACCAUUGGCCAAAUCCCGACUUUCGGAACUUUUCGUUUUCAAUCCGACUACAUGUUGACAUAGAGUGAAUUCCAUGUAAACUCUGUAUGUCCAGUCACCGACAGUGCCUUAUUUACUUUUAGCAGACCAACAGCUAAAUAACCGGUAUCACCAUGCCUAGAGGAUUCCUUGUUAAAAGAACAAAGCAUUCUAACGCUAUUUCUUAUAGACAGCGUCGGAACUCGGAUGAGGAUACUGAACGUUAUGAAAGCGGCUCAGAUCACGAAGCCCCAGUCAUCACUAAAUUUGGAUCCCCGGAUUCUGGGUACUCUGUGAGUCCAGUCAACCUCAUCAUCCGUGAAAAUCUGAAACCAGAUCAUGUACAGGUCGUCAUCAAAGACGAGGAAAACAACAAUAAUAACAAUAUCAACAACAACAGGAACAAUGUAAAUGAGAAGGAUUUUGUUAGUUUCUCGCCAACAUCAUCACCACUGACUGUAAGUACCACCGCAUCAUCUUACCCAUCGCCUUUUUAUUACGCCACAUUUGACAAGUUAACAGUGUCAAAUUUUUCGCCUAAUAAUCAAAAUUGGAACUUGAAUGUUAACCAGAAGGACUCUCAAGUGUCAUCUCCGUCUCAGCAGAACAGUCCUAAUAAACGCAGGGGCAAUAACGAUAACGAUAACAAAGUCCCUAAGAAAUCCAAGGCUGUGAGGAAGAUCAACUUUGACGAGGACAAGUCGUCUCCCGUGUCGGGCUGUAUCAUCAAGGAUAUAUCUGACGGAGAGGAGGAGGGCAAGGUUGUUUACGGAGAUAUCGACAGUAGCUUCAACUACGUGGAGGCCACCCCAGAGGCGCGUGCAGAAUUGGACAAAAUCGUAAACAAAAUUGGUGACUAUGUUUGCCAACUUUGUAAAGAAUUUUACACUGAUGCCUUUAAGCUCGCACAGCAUAGGUGUUCUCGUAUUGUACACGUGGAAUACAGGUGCCCAGAAUGCGACAAGGUGUUUAGCUGUCCUGCCAAUCUAGCGUCCCAUCGGCGUUGGCACAAACCCAGGCCCGUCAACAACAACAAGACCAACUACCAGGCACCGAUACUUCCAGCCAAACCAGAUUUAAGUAACAUGAACGACAACAAUGACAUCAACAACAUGUCUGAAAGUGUUCAAAACGGGAACGUGUUGUCAAUGACAGUUGGUGACCUGCGCGCUUCGCCCUCAAUUGACGGACAAUAUGAGUGCGAAACGUGUGGUAAGAAAUUUCGUCGCCAGGCCUACUUACGCAAGCACGUGCUCAACCACGCCAACGAUCGACAAACAAACUGUAAGUUCUGCCAAAAAACAUUUCCUAACGAUGCGCUCAAAAGCAAACAUGAACUUUUGCAUUUGAAUAACAAUAACAACAAAGAAUUGUGUUGUAAUGUGUGUAAAAUGUUUUUUCCUAAUAAGAUAAUGUUGGAGAAACAUGCACGCACUCACACGUGCGAAGUCUUUAAUUGUAAAUAUUGCGCCAGUACCUUCUAUAGUUCUCCAGGACUGACCCGCCACAUUAACAAAUGUCAUCCCUCCGAGAAUAGACAAGUCAUCCUACUUCAGUUUCCACCUUCAGUUAAUCGUCCAAACUAAUGUUUCUGUGUAGGGGUGAGUCGCAUCUAGUAUGUGUGUAUCCCCGGGCUCAACCCACGUGCCUUGACCACUGUAUGUUAUACAAUGUUGCCUUGUCACUGGUAAUAUACCUGAGUGUUAUACGGUAAGAAUAAGUAUACGUGAUUUAGUGUGUAAACUGGUGCCUUAUGCUUUAAAAUAAUAUGAAGUUUCACAGAAUUCAGAUUUGUUUCAAUUUUGUCAUAUUCAUAAUAUACCGACAGUUGAAAAAGUCUUUAAUGUUUCGCAAUAAUUCUAAAAACUUUCGCCGAUGAACGGUGACAAGAAUUUAAAUUUAAUAUGUCCAUGGUUAGCAUUUAAUGUUAAAUCAAAAUGAGUAUGAUGCGUGAAGUGUACAGAUGUCAGUUUGUCAGAUGUGUUGUAUAUAUGAUUUAUGCUGUAAUAACAUUUUGUUAUCAUUUUUUGUUGAAUCUUGAUUUUGAUUUAAUUUAAAUUAUUUAUUUAUAUUUAUGUGGUUAUGUUUAGUUUUUAUAUUAAUUCAUAAUAUGACAGAGUUGAUAAUAUAUUCCCACCUCAGAUAUAAGUUUUUAUUGGUAGUAGAUUGAAGGAUAGUUUUACUUUUCAGAGUAUAUUUAUACACCGUUUGAGUAUAUAGUAAUUAUCUUGAAAUCCAAUUAUCAUAUUUUAUAUACUUGUAUCGUUCCUAUUUAAAUUUAAAAGUUUAAUAUAUAGUGGGAAUAAAAUUUCAAAUUGUUAUACAAAGCACCCAGUGCAAUACUCGUAUAUUUGUAUAUGAUGCUAUCAUAUGUGUGUGAUGCACAUCCUUUGUGUGGAUCUAUCACAAGCAGGCCGAUCGUUAUUGCAAUAAUCGAUAUAUGUAGUUAGAUUACAAAUAUUCGGUAAUGAGGUGCCUCAAGGGUUUCAAUUACUUAGGAGCUGUCAUUGUUUUUGAAGAUUUAGUUUUUAGUUUUUAGUUUUUUUUGUUUUUUUUUUUAAAAUCAUCUCUUCACUUGCAUUGCCCUAAGGAUUUCUUUAAUCAAAUUAUAUUUUCGCAUUUGUAAUAUUGAACAAAUUAUUUAAAAAGAAAAACUCAAUAGUAUUUGGUAUUUGUCAAUAUAAUUAUUCAGAUUUCUUAUUUAAUAUGAUGAUCCGUUAAAAUCCCCCCUUAUGAGCCUUUCUCAAAGUAAUACCAGAUGGUGACAACAAUAGUGAGACGAGAGGUCCGUUAGAUGAGAGUAGAAAUAGCGGUAAGCCGAAAGCCAGAUAACGAGGUAAUAAGAUUGGUUACCUGUUAAAUGGCCUUUGUAAAUCCAGGUAGAUGGGCAGCUGAUUAAGGCUGGCGACAGUCGCGAGCCUGAAGUGUGCCGUGCUUAUAGAAGCGUGACCAGGUAGAUAAAGGGACAUCUAUUUAAUGUCGUACGUGAAUGUUUAAACUGAAUAUUGCUCACAUUUGAAUAUUUGAUAACCGAUAAAAUCUACAGAAAAAAGAAGUUUAGUGGAAGUUGUUUCACGGGGUUGUAACGUUAAAAAAGACAUAGCCGAGUAAUUUUGUAAUUGAAAUCCAUUGAGGUGCCUCCUUACAAGUCGAUAGUUAGACGUAGAGUAGUAUUAGGCUGGGGCGACAGUGCAGUGUAUAAUAGCUAGCUAGAUUUAGAUAGAUCAUUGUCAACCUCACGUCAUGCUUCCCUUAUUAAGUUGAUAUGUUGACCAUUGGUUGCUUGUCUUAUUUUAUCAACAACUUUAAUAUUUAGUAUCAAUCUAAAAAAGAAAGAAAAAUAUAAUUGCUUGAAUACUUUUUGUCUCGAUUUAGCAACGUGAUACCAGAAAUACAGAAUGAAUAAAAAGCUAAUGGUCAGAAUAUCAUCUAUAACAAUAGGUUUGUGAUAUUUUAAUUUGAAAAGUCAAGACACAUUAUAGUCGAGCACUUUUCAUUAGAUUACGUAGUAGUUAGUGAUUGUCUUAUGUAGAGGAACCAUUAAUAAUUAUUUAUACGACGUCUUUCGUUAAUCCGACCUGAAUAUCUCACCUAUAACAUUUACAAUUAUCAUCUCUCCUCCUACCACUUACAUUGCCAUUAAUGUCACAAAUUAAGCUAAUACAAUGCUUCUGCUAAAUCAAGUUAACCUAGGAUAUUCUGAGUGGUCCAGUUAGAUUUAGUCACAUAGCGUACUCACCUGAAUACGUAUAAGUCCUUGGCAGAUUUCUAUUGUUUUCGAAGUUGAAAGCAUAAUUGAUUUUAUUCGGUUUCAUUUUGAUUAAUUUUUGCAUGAUUUGAUCAAUGGAAUGUAAUCAAUUGAAUAAUUAUGUUUUGUGUUGUUUGUGUGGUUCUACAAAUUGUGAAAUAGUUGUGCCAUUCUGAUGCCUUAUCGUUUAUGUAUUUUACUAUGACGUUUAAAUUGAUCAUCCAGUUUUUAAUGCUGAUAUCAAAGCCUUGAUGAAAUUGUUUUUAUUCCAAAUACUGAUAAAUUUUGAUUGUUUAUAAAAAAUAAUUUCAUGUUUUUAAAGUCAUAAUAUUGUUCUUUUUAAAUUGCAUAUCCCAGCGGUUAUAUAUAUAUUGCACAUUAUUUUUAUAAAUCUAAAAAUGAUAAUUUCCCCAGUGCCUAAACGAAUAUGCCAACAUUUGAUCUUAAUGUAAGUAACAUCAACUUUGAAACGAAAAUAGAAAUGAAAUAAAAAUAAAGAAUAUAUUGAUAAUGAUAAUAAAAAGGUAUCUUUAUUUGACAUCAAUCGCAUGUGAGAUUUUUAUCUUUAUCAAACCGGUUUUAAUUAUCUUUGAUGGUUGUGUUGGAUGAUUGUACACUGUUGAAUACAUACUACAACCAGCAGAGCUCUGGGUAAUGUUUCUGGUGGAAUGCCAAAUAUAUUUUUCCGAUAUUGUUACGAUGAUACUGUGUACGAUUAGAGAUGAAAUAAAAAAUAAAGUCUUUGUUUUCAAUUAAAUA
Molecule: messenger RNA, 4683 nt
Organism: Pecten maximus
Lineage: Eukaryota; Metazoa; Mollusca; Bivalvia; Pectinida; Pectinidae
Product: insulinoma-associated protein 1a-like
Exons: 1
Coding region: 311-1762 (483 amino acids)
Biological process (GO): regulation of cell cycle process; neuron differentiation; negative regulation of transcription by RNA polymerase II
Cellular component (GO): transcription repressor complex; nucleus
Molecular function (GO): DNA-binding transcription repressor activity, RNA polymerase II-specific; RNA polymerase II cis-regulatory region sequence-specific DNA binding
Source: RefSeq, a predicted model, not a curated record